Messenger RNA from Cynara cardunculus var. scolymus (artichoke), 658 nucleotides. Its product is annotated as probable gamma-secretase subunit PEN-2. Gene Ontology annotation, cellular component: gamma-secretase complex. The transcript has 2 exons. The coding region runs from base 50 to 511 and encodes 153 amino acids. Lineage: Eukaryota; Viridiplantae; Streptophyta; Magnoliopsida; Asterales; Asteraceae. The record is from RefSeq and is a predicted model, not a curated record.
ACGGGGGGAGAGAGAGAGAGAGAGAGAGAGCGCGAGAGAGGGAGAGAGGAUGGAAAGGUCAUCGGAGGAAGUGAUUCCGUCGGAAGCAGCCGUACUGAUAACCCAUCGUACCGAUCCUAUUCGCUACAACCAAAACCUUGAUCCUAGACUUAUUAGUACUUCAUCAUUAUCGCGACCUGAGUGGCCGACGAUCGACGGACCAUUGGGGCUGUCGGAGCAAGAUGCCGUAGGUUACGCCCGUAAGUUCUUUGGUUUUGGCUUCGUGUUACUACCAUUGCUGUGGGCCGUCAAUUGCUACUACUUCUGGCCCGUACUUCGUCACGCACGCUCUUUCCCCCAAAUCCGCCCCUAUGUUGUAGGAUCAGCAAUAGGAUUCAUGGUGUUUUCAGCCAUGCUAGCUUCAUGGGCCCUCACCUUCACCAUUGGAGGCGAACGGCUUUUCGGCCAUACCUGGGAUGAACUGGUAAUGUACAAUGUUGCUGACAGAUACGGGUUGACGGGUUGGAUUUAGUUAGUUAACUCGUACAUGUUUUCUAGGUGACAUUCAUUAUUACAGAUAGAAAUUUGUAUAUUCUGUGUUGGGGUUGAAGUCUGGAAUGGAAUCACAUUGUUGUCUAACACUUUCUCAUUUUGUUCUGAUAAUUGAAGAAAUGUUUCC